ACCACGCCAACAGGUGGCUCCCGCAGCCGCUCCUCUGCUCUGCCUCGCCGUCUCUUGGCGCGUCUGCAGCUACAGCCCUGAGCGGAGCAGCGAGCGAGAUGACGUCCGUUCCCACCGCCUUGCACGCUUGCGCACUGCUGCUGCUCGCCGGUCACCUGAGGGUCGCCACCGCAUCCGUCCGGCCGCACAUCAUCUUCAUCGUCGCCGACGACCUGGGGUGGAAUGACGUCAGCUUCCACGGCUCUGACCAGAUCCCGACGCCCAACAUCGACGCGCUGGCCUUCAACGGCAUCAUCCUCAACAACCACUACGUGCAGCCCGUCUGCACGCCCACGCGAGCUUCCCUCAUGACGGGCAGGUACCCCAUACACCUCGGCAUGCAGGGGUACCCGCUGAUGGCGGCGGAGCCCCGCGGCAUGCCCGACGGCAAGAUCCUGCCGCAGUACCUCAAGGACCUGGGCUACGUGACGAGGGCCGUGGGCAAGUGGCACCUGGGCUACUACCGCAAGCAGAUGACGCCCACGUUCCGCGGCUUCGACUCGCACUUCGGCUACUACGGCGGCUUCGUCAGCUACUACGACUACAUCCUGCAGGAUGUCUACAACGGGACGCCGUACAGCGGGUUUGGCCUGCGGCGCAACCUGAGCGUGGCCUGGGACAAGGUGGGCCAGUACGCGACGGACGUGUUCACGGAGGAGGCGGUGAGCGUCAUCGAGCAGCACGACGACCGCGACCCGCUCUUCCUCUACCUGGCGCACGUGGCGCCGCACGCCGGCAACCGCGGGAAGCUGCUCGAGGCGCCGCAGGACGUCAUCAAUCGCUUCCCCUACAUCCCGGACCCCGACCGCCGAACAUACGCAGCGAUGAUCGCCAAACUGGACGAGUCCGUGGGGCGCGUGAUGACAGCGCUGCAGGCUCGAGACAUGCUGGACAACUCCAUCGUCGUCUUCAUCUCGGACAACGGCGCGCCCACCAUCGGCACCUACCCCAACUGGGGCUCCAACUGGCCACUCCGAGGGGUGAAAGAGACGCUGUGGGAGGGUUCGGUGAAGGGCGUGGCGCUCAUGUGGAGCAACCUGCUGCACCAGACGCCACGUGUUUCCCACCAGCUGAUGCACGUGUCCGACUGGCUGCCCACCCUGUACUCCGCCGCUGGCGGUAACACGCUGGACCUCGCGAGGAACAUGGACGGCGUGGACCAGUGGGACAGCCUGCUGUACAACCUGGUCUCGCGGCGCGACGAGGUGCUCAUCAACAUCGACGAGAAGACGCGCAACGCCGCCAUCCGGCUGCACAACUGGAAGCUCGUCAUAGUGUCUGGGGAAAAGAAGAUGGACAAACUACUGGCUGCAGUUUGGGUGGUCGCCUUCGUGGUGCUGGAAGCCAGUACCAGAGUCGUAGGUGACUCCGCGUCGAAACCUCCCAACAUCAUCUUCAUCGUUGGGGAUGAUCUGGGAUGGAACGACGUGAGCUUCCAUGGGUCGGACCAGAUCCCGACGCCAAAUAUCGACGCCUUGGCCUACCACGGUGUGAUCCUCAACAGCCACUACGUACAGCCCGUGUGCACGCCGUCGAGAGCUGCCCUCAUGACUGGGAAGUACCCCAUUCGCACGGGUAUGCAGGCCCACGUGAUAGGAGCCGCUGACCUGAGUGCCCUACCGGCAGGCAAGAUCCUGCCGCAGUACCUGCAAGACCUCGGCUACGUCACCAGGGCGAUCGGCAAGUGGCACCUGGGCCAUCACGCCAAGAACUACACUCCGGCAUACCGCGGGUUCGACACACACUUCGGCUACUGGAAUGGCAUGGUCGGCUACUACGACUUCGUAGUUCAGUCUGGCGAUAUGAACGGCUACGACAUGCGCGACAACAUGACGACGGCGUGGCAGUACUCCGGCCAGUACGUGACGGACGUGUUGACGCAGGAGGCCGAGAGGCUCAUCGGCGACCACGACACGCAGAGGCCGCUCUUCCUCUACUUUGCCCACCUCGCCUGCCACUGUGGGAACGAAGCCAACUUGCUGGACGCGCCUCAGGAGGUCGUCAACAGAUUGAAUUACAUCUCCGACCCCAACCGCCGCCUCCUAGCAGCCGUCGUCUCGAAGAUGGAUGAAUCCGUGGGACGAGUUGUGGCUGCCCUGGAAAAACGAGACAUGCUGAACAACUCGAUCAUUGUGUUCGCGGCCGACAACGGCGCUCCUACAAGUGGAAUCCUUCCGAACUGGGGUUCCAACUACCCUCUCAGAGGGAUGAAGGGCACCCUCUGGGAGGGUGGCGUGCGGGGCGUGGCCGCAGUUUGGAACCCGCUGCUGCAGAACACGCCCAGGGUGUCCAACCAGCUGAUGCACGUCACCGACUGGCUGCCCACCCUGUACGCCGCUGCAGGAGGAAACGCAUCUUCCCUCCCAGAUGACCUGGACGGCGUCAACGUGUGGCCGGAGCUGGUGGCCGAUGAACUACACCCACGCACCGAGCUGCUCGUCAACAUCGACGAAAAGGCCGGCAACGCAGCCGUGCGGGUCGGCAAUUGGAAGCUCAUCAGAGGAACGCAGAGGGCAGAGGUGUACGAAGGAGCGAGCGGCUCAGAAGACGCGGCGUACACGCCCCCUUACGACGCCGAGCAGGUGUUGUCCAGCCCGGCGGGCCAGGCCCUCUCCAGCGCGCUCGGCAGCCCCACUCCAGCCGGGGACGUGCUGAGGCUGCGCGCGGAGGCAACCGUCUCCUGUCCAGACCGGCCCUUGGAGCCGUUGUGCUCCCUCCAGAACAACACCGAUUUCUGCGUCUUCAACAUCCUGGAGGAUCCCUGCGAAUCCGGCGACGGUGUACCUCCUGAAGACGUCCUCGCCACGCUGCUGGACCGCCUGGAGGCUCUGUCGCAACCGCUGGAGCCCCAGCAGGAGGGCGAGACGGAGCCCGACCUGGCUGACCCCAGGCGCUGGAACGGCACCUGGGUGCCCUGGACAGACUGCCUCGUCGACGAGACGGACGAGGCUUGCAAUGUCGUCUGAAGGGCACUGCAAAAAUUCAGCAGUUACUGAACUUACGUUUAGACUGUAAGGUGGUGCUCUUCCUAUUUAAAAUAUUUAUGCGACGUUUUGGGUAAUGUCACCAACAUCAGUGUCCAUACAGGGCGUCCUAGGAGGAAUGGCCAGUAUUCAAGGAUAUGGCACGAACGAUCAUUCGAAGCAAAAAAGUCUAGGAAACAAAGGCACUAAAAUGCAUACCUUAAGUGCUCUAAGCGCUUAUUCAUACUCGACAUUGUGAAACUGAUCUGUUCUAUCACAAGCUCUACGGUUUUCAUAUUUUGAGGGGGUGUACUGUGGAUCAGAACAAGAAAAAAAUUCCAGGAAUAAAUGCAGUAAAAGUUAUGAGAGCUUGUUCAUCUUCAGUAUUGUGAAACACAUAUCUUAUACUAACCACGCCCGGGUUCCCGGGUUCGAUUCCCGGCGGGGUUAGGGAUUUUCUCCGCCUCGUGAUGGCUGGGUGAUGUGUGAUGUCCUUAGGUUAGUUAGGUUUAAGUAGUUCUAAGUUCUAGGGGACUGAUGGCCAUAGAUGUUAAGUCCCAUAGUGCUCAGAGCCAUUCGAACCAUUCUUAUACUAAACAGCUGCUCGUAACUUUUGAGGUAUAAAUUUUAAAGCCUAUAUUUAUUAAACAGUUUUUCUUGGUUUGGUUGCUACCUCCUCCCAAAAUAUGGAAAGCCAGGAGCUUACAGUAGAGGAGAUUCGUUGCACAUUAUUGAAGAUGAAGAAGCCCUCUUAGCUCUUGAUGUAUGGAUUUUAAAGCCCAUGUUUACUAGACUGUUUUGCCUCGAACGAUCUUUUCUAUCAUUGAAUACUGACCAUUCCUUCUGGGAUACCCUGUAUAUCCGAUUCAAAGUCGCUAUGUUUCCGCUGAAGAUGUUGUCCUAUAAUAUUGCUUAAUAGACCUCUAUUCGUCACCAUUACGGGCACAGAACCUGUAUCUUAAACUAAAGGUCACAGGUUAUUCUCGUAUCACAUCGAAAGUUGACCUACCCUCAUUUCCGUGAAACAGUCUUUCCUCCUCAUCUUCUUCUUCUACUGCCUUCCCGUUUAGGAUUUUGGUAAACAUCAUAUCUACACCAUUUUUGCUUAUUUCAAAAAGUUUCUUGCUCGGGUGUGGAGUCUAUGUACUAAAGUUCCCAAGCCAUGAUCUUUUGUUUUCUCAUCGUCUUUUACCGAAUAUUUUUCCCCGUUACAUAGUUGAGAUACUGCAGUUUUCUACAUUUACCGUGGUCACAACGACAUUUUCUCAUUUUAUUUUGACAAGAAUGUCAUUAUUGCUACUGUUAUCUGUCCAUGAUACUCUCAGCAUCCCCCUUUACAGCUCUCGUAUACAUCUCAAAUGCCUCAAGCCGUUUGUCCGUUGUCUCGGUCACAGUCCAGUUGUCGGCUCCAUACAAAAGGGUAGGAAAAAUGUUGCAAGGUAGCAAUCUCAAUUUUGUAAAUAGUCUUCACGGGUUUGCCGCCGGAUCACGUUGUGCAAAUUCCACUAUAUUUCCUCGGAGCAACUGAUACCUAGCCACCAGUAAGGUAGAACCGCCUGAAUAUGUCGAACAGUUGCUCCGAGGAAAUAUUGUGGAAUUUGCACAGCGUGAUCCGGCAGCAAACCCGUGAAGACUAUUUACAACACAUCCGCCGGGAAAGCUUGAAGAAUCAAAUCUUAAUUUUGUUUCGAUUCAGAAAUAAUGGUUGUUGAACACAUUAAUCAUUUUGUAAAACAUGGCUUUCGGUCUCUCGGUACCGACUUAAUUUUCUUGCGGUUUAUCUCACUGAGUGUCAACGUUAGUUCCUCGAUAUGUGCAUUUGUUUACUUGUUCAAUUAGUUUGCCAUUAAUAUUUGGAUACAUAUUCGUGAGAGCAUCUUUAUUCCGUCGUUAUAACUACAAGGAAAAACGUUUUUUUCUCAGCACACGCUUUUCACUUUAUUGAGGUAAAGCAUCAUCAGUUGCCUGUAAUUAAUGAUAUUUACAAUCUGAAUUGGUUUUAAGAUCGAAAAACAGUUUGUUAAUAAGUUGUUGGUUUUCACGUACGAUAAUUUCUCCUUGGUUUCUCGCCUACAUAAACAUCAGGCAAAGCCUUAGGCUAGAACGUCUUCCGUUUCUUUCUUCAUUUGCAGGCUAAUUUUCCGUCUGCUUUGCAGAACUACACAUUUUUUUACUUUUUACGCAGCACACAUUUUCGUACACCGUUGUUUACUCUUUAUCUGUAUAUUUAUAAAUAUGUAUUGUGUUUUGUAGUGUUGCCAACAUUGCCACGAGUUUGUCUUUAACGCAUACAUUUUUGUAAUAAAAUAUAUGUGUUAUUCUAUUUCAUUA
Schistocerca nitens (vagrant locust) is the source of this 5333-nucleotide messenger RNA. RefSeq lists its product as uncharacterized. NCBI's taxonomy places the organism in Eukaryota, Metazoa, Arthropoda, Insecta, Orthoptera, Acrididae. The record is from RefSeq and is a predicted model, not a curated record. Bases 99 to 3005 code for a protein of 968 amino acids. The transcript has 16 exons.